ACUUUUUCUCCCGGGUAGGUGUAGUUUGCCCCGGGUGAAAAGUGACUGACUGGGAUUGUUCGACAUUGCGCAUUGAUCGCCUAUUCUGUGAAGAGCGAGGCUGCAAUCAUUCAAUUCGCCCUUGCACUCCUUCUAAACAAAGCUUUAAAACAAUUUGUCAAAAACGCAGUCCAUUCUGUGUUACAGAUUAUAAUUUUGGAAACAGAAACCUGUAUGGAGAUCAAAUGUUUCAUCGAUGAAAAUAUUUGCUGAAUUUCGGCCAAAAUCUUCCUCCAUCUUUUCCCACAGCCGACCAUUGGGCUUCCUGUCGUCACCAAAUUUGGUAGUGAGUGGAAACUCUAACCGGAUGCUUCACAUUUAUACAUCUGAAGCGCCGAAUAUGUCGCAAUCUAUGCGGACAGAUACCUCAGUAACUGCAUGGCUUUACCUGCGGGCAUAAAAGACACGCUGCUACGAAUCAUGUCAUCACAGGGCAAGGUGACCGACCUAAACAUCAGCCAGCUGAUGCAUCUUGGGACACACAAGCUGGACAUGAUGAACUGCAGAGUGUCUGACUCCGCCCUGCAACAGAUCCGCUGUCCGCAGCUCCGGAUGAUCCUUCUGCGAGGCCAACCCAGCAUCACCUCAGAUGGUGUGAGGGCCCUGGCGGCCUCCUGCCCAGGCCUGCAGGUCGUGGAUCUGACCGAGUGUGCUGCAGUGACCGAUGAAGGGGUCCUGGCGCUGGCCCACGGCUGCAGUUCGCUGGAGGUCCUCUCCCUCUGGGGCUGCUCUGCUGUGGGAGAUGCCGCCCUGCUGGCACUGGCAGGAAACUGCAGGCUUCUCCAUAGCCUCAAUCUCUCGGGAACCCAGGUUACAGAUGAGGGUGUCAUUGGGCUGGCUACUGCACCGUGCUCUAAUAGUUUGAAGGAACUCCAGUUGGCCCGAUGUCGUAACCUGACAGGCAAGGCCGUGAAGGCUGUCCUUACAAGCUGCCCCAACGUCCGGAUCUUUACCUUCGAUGGAUGUCCUCUCAUCACUGAUCAAGAGGCCCUGCAUAACCUUUUAGACCCAGAUAAGUUCCAACAGGUAUCAUGGACAGUGUACUGAGGGAAAAGUUACCCAUAAAUGCAGACCUAGGAACAGAUUACCCUACCCACAAUCCUUAACCUACCCAUUAGAUUAUCUGACCCUGGAUCAAGGCAUUAGGAGCAACUUGUACUUACUCCAAGGGAGCACUGAAGAGGAUGGCAGGAGGAGGGAUGGAAAGAACACACACAAACUCCUUAAAAGCUUCUGGGACCGAAGUGACUGAACUAGGCUAAUGGUUGUUAUUUACAGUCCGCUAAAGAAAAAAACACCGGUCUCAGUAAAUCUUAGCUUUGUAGUGUGAUUAUCAUCAAUAACAGUGGUUGAAGAUCAAACCUCUAGUUAGUUGGAUGUGCUGCUCAGUGUUCUAUUCUCUGUCAAUGUUUGCAAUUUAUACACAGAAAAACAUUUCUUAUUUAUUCUCUAACAAUUUUUUUUUUGUAAAUGCACUUAGGACAUUCUUUUCACUGUACUUCAUUUGAGAUGUCCUUGCUGUAACCUGGUUGUAUGCACGCAGCACCCUGUUGUUACUCUCUUCUCCUGUUGUAAAUAUGUAAGCACAAAAGUAGUGAUACAAUCUUACAUUUGGAAAUAAAUAAUAUGUUGGAGCCAA
Messenger RNA from Oncorhynchus mykiss (rainbow trout), 1678 nucleotides. It is a transcript of the gene amn1, whose product is annotated as antagonist of mitotic exit network 1 homolog (S. cerevisiae). Gene Ontology annotation, cellular component: cytoplasm; SCF ubiquitin ligase complex. Gene Ontology annotation, molecular function: protein binding. The record is from RefSeq and is a predicted model, not a curated record. Lineage: Eukaryota; Metazoa; Chordata; Actinopteri; Salmoniformes; Salmonidae. Gene Ontology annotation, biological process: SCF-dependent proteasomal ubiquitin-dependent protein catabolic process.